Messenger RNA from Malania oleifera, 396 nucleotides. RefSeq lists its product as uncharacterized. Lineage: Eukaryota; Viridiplantae; Streptophyta; Magnoliopsida; Santalales; Ximeniaceae. The record is from RefSeq and is a predicted model, not a curated record. The transcript has a single exon. Bases 1 to 396 code for a protein of 131 amino acids.
AUGAAAGGGGUGAUGAGGUUUGGUAGGAAGGGUAAGCCGAGCCCUGGGUACGUCGGACUGUUCAAGAUUCUGGAGAAAGGUGGUUUGGUGGCGUACAAGAUAGCAUCACCACUCGCAUUGUCUAGGAUACAUGAUGUGUUCCACAUGUCCGUGCUUAGGAGGUAUGUUCCAAAUCCUUCGCAUGUGAUCAUUUACGAGUCAUUAGAGCUCAGGGACAUGUUAGCAUAUGAGGAGCUACUAGUUCAGAUCCUAGAUCAUAGAGAGCAGAAGUUACGUACAAAGAGGAUUCCUUUAGUAAAAGUAUGGUGGCGUAAUCUCGCAAUAGAAGCCCAAUGGGAGUUAGAGCCAGAGAUACGUCAUAAGUAUCCUCAUCUUUUCAGAGACGCCCAAUGCUAG